Messenger RNA from Cyprinus carpio (common carp), 840 nucleotides. RefSeq names its product schwannomin-interacting protein 1-like. The transcript is spliced from 4 exons. Gene Ontology annotation, biological process: positive regulation of hippo signaling. NCBI's taxonomy places the organism in Eukaryota, Metazoa, Chordata, Actinopteri, Cypriniformes, Cyprinidae. The record is from RefSeq and is a predicted model, not a curated record. The coding region runs from base 87 to 596 and encodes 169 amino acids. Gene Ontology annotation, cellular component: cell junction; plasma membrane.
UGUGUGAUGCUGGUCUCAGGGGGUGUAGCUCAGACACUGCAGUAGAAGGUAGGGCUUGGCUGCUGCACUAUACAAUGCGCUGAAAGAUGGUGCACCAGGAGAAAUGUGUUUACCAGGCCCAGAGGAAUGAGAGAGAGUCCAUUAGGCAGAAGCUGGCCCUUGGCAGUUUCUAUGACGACGGACCGGUUACCUUUACUGGCUGCAGCAAGAGCAGCAAAAACUGCCUGUCCUCACGGCUUCAGAAUGGGGUGAAUCUACAGAUGUGCUUUGUGAAUGACAGCAGCAGUGACAGGGACAGUGAUGCAGAGGACAGCAGAACAGAGACCAGCUUGGACACCCCAUUGUCACCUAUGAGCAAACAGAGUUCCUCCCUGUCUGACCGGGAUACAGGAGAGGAAGACCUGGACUCAGAGGAUUCAGAAUGUUUUUGGCGGAUACAGCGGCGGCUGCAGGAGGAGGCCCGUGUGGCUCUGGCGUUGGCCCGUCCCAUGGCCCGCAUGCAGGUGGAGGUGGAGAGACAGAUUCAGCUACACCGCAGGUCCCCUGUGGCCAGACCUGGUCAGUCACACAAGUGUCCAAGAAUAGUGCUGCGCUGAGUUUCUCCUCACUGUAGUUUUCAAAAGGGCCUUCACUUCACCUCAGAGCACUUGCUAAUAAGAAAAAACACAAUACAUUCAACUUCACUUAACUUUGUUCUUGUGUUAUAGUUACCACAUCUGCCACAUAUCAGUGAGAGUCUAAUGAAGAGGAAUCUGAGGCCUGUGGACCUGAGGGACAUGAGUCUCGGUCAGUUACAGGUCAUCACCAAUGACCUGCACUCUCAGAUACAAGGUAAAGAAA